This is a messenger RNA of Seminavis robusta, 2144 nucleotides long. Lineage: Eukaryota; Bacillariophyta; Bacillariophyceae; Naviculales; Naviculaceae. The record is from the annotation of a GenBank genome assembly.
UCUUUUGUUCUCAGUAAGCCUCCAAUGAUGGACGAUGCUGGACGAUGGACCGCCGCAGUGACCAUGCAUUUAGAGACUAGAGCGUAUUACCCGUACAUGUAGCACUCUAAGGCAAACAAACAGAUCAACCAUAAUAGAGUCAUGACACUAUCCAACGGCAGAAUCCUUGUUGCCGUCAAUGGGAUCUUUGCAGUCAGUCGGCAAAGAGGCGGCGAAUUUCUGGCGUCAUUUUCAAGUCAGCUGCAGAAUUCUAUCCUGAGGAAAGAACUCGAUGUUGCCAUCCAGGGCAAUGAUCCACCCAGUCUGCUGUCUUGCAUCGUUGGCGAAAAUUCGGAUAGUGAAGACGAGACAGAAGACUGCACCACGUUUCACUGUCACUUAAAGUUUGAAUGUGCCACCAGAGAAGAGGCUGUUGCUGCUUUUGUCGACAACAAACCCAAGCUGUUUCGAUGGGAUGAAUCCGCCGUCAACCAUCCUCCCUUUUAUUUGUUGCGACCACCCCAAAUCAAUGUCUGGACAGUGGCUCCGGAGGCUCCCGAUGCUCCACCCAAUCCCAAGCCAACGCCAACGCCUCCGGGAUGUAGGCUGUUUUGUCUCAACGCCAAUCUACACGUUCGACCAGAACAUCGACAAGAGUUCCUACAACUGCUGGAACAUGCUCGAUCGGAGUCCAUCCAAGAGCCUCUUUGCGUCGAAUAUCAGUUUGGGGAAUCACUCACAACGCCCAAUUCAUUCCAUGUUCAUCAGGCGUACAUGGGUGACAAUGGUGGAAAGGAAGGAUUCGACAAGCACGCCACAACCCAACACUACCAGAAAUGGAACGACUUUUCCAAGGACGAGAACAAAGAUCCCUUUGUCACAAAACCCGUAGGGUACACAUUUCGACCCGGCUUUCCUGCUCCAUCACCGUUGUUGCUAUUGGAUGGAGGCAAUGGCCACGAACUCAAGCAACGCGGAGUUAUCAGCGACGGAAGCUUUCUAGCGGGAUUGCUGGCCAAUGAACAGCAACCCGAGAUUGUCCAAUCGGUGCACCGGGAAUUUGUCCGGGACGCUGGUUGUCACAUCAUCACCACCAAUAGCUUUGUCGCCGUGCCCGAUCGCGUCGAACGGGAUUUGUUCACUUGUUCUGGCAAUGACAAUUGUUACACCCAAGAGGAUGUACAGGAACGAACACGACAACUCAUACAAGCUGCUGUCCAUUGUGCACGCACUGUCGCCAAGGAAUUUCCGGAAAGGAACAUCCAGGUGGCAGGGACUAUUCCACCCUUGACAGAAUGCUACGUAGCCUCGUUGGUGCCAACCACAAGCCUAUCAUCGUUGGUACUCACGUACAGGUUCUUGAUAGAAACCUUGGUGCAAGCCGACGUGGACAUUUUGCUGGCGGAAACCUUGUCAACUAGUCGGGAAGCGAUUGCCAUUGUGAAGGCAAUGUCACAACUCAAACAACCACCACCACCACUGUGGAUUGCCUUGACCAUUGACGAUUUUAACAACAAUCCCACCACGUUGCGGUCUGGCGAGCCCUUGGACCAAGCUCUCAAUGACAUUUUCCAGGAAGCUUUAGCAGCCAUCAUUUCCAUACGCGCCCUGGGGGUCAAUUGUGCUUCGCCAGCGGCCGUCACGAGGGCCAUUCCCGUUCUGGUGCAAGCUGCCAACAAUCAGCCACAACGUCCCCAAAUCCUGGCAUAUGCCAAUGCCUUUCAAACAACCACAUCCGAAUGGCUCGCGAGAUCUGACGAAUACCCGUACAUUCAUGACAGUUCUGACAUUCCAGCUUUGAUGAUUGUCGCCUCGGGGGAAGUCAACUGUGAUCACGACUAUGAUGCACAGGGAGUACUCAAGCCCGAGGUGUAUGGCCAGUACGCCAAGGAGUGGCGGGCAUUGGGUGCCACAAUUAUUGGCGGAUGCUGUGGAUCCUCACCGAGUCACUUGCAAGCGGUGGCCACCGAGCUUGGUUUGGAUAGUCGUCGAUGAAAACAACCAUGUUUUCUUUCUUGAAAUUUUGGAAUCGAUUCAAUCGAAAUGGUCGCACUUUGACACUACCCUAGCUAGGAUGAUUGAUAGAUUGAUAAACCCGACACAUUCACAUGGACACGACGGCGCUGUGAUCGAGCACCUAGCUAGCUGUAUCGUACUAUACCGGU